Molecule: messenger RNA, 2625 nt
Organism: Fomitiporia mediterranea MF3/22
Lineage: Eukaryota; Fungi; Basidiomycota; Agaricomycetes; Hymenochaetales; Hymenochaetaceae
Exons: 8
Coding region: 1-2625 (874 amino acids)
Source: RefSeq, a predicted model, not a curated record
AUGACGGACAUUUCACCAACGGCCGCCCAAUCUGUGGACAACAAUGAGACGGUCUUGUCUUACUUGCUGAAGAAUGCACCUCACGACCGGUUUCCAACUGAUGCACCGCUUCAUACUUUGCAUCCAUUCGCCUCCAACUCACCUGAUGACCCUCUGCCGUUAUUAAAAGACCUUGUCGACGUGUCCGCAGUACUCUCCCGCACUCUUCAUUCAUUCUCGUCUUUCUCUACUUCAGAUCACAAGUUUAUCUCGAUCCUGCGGCAAAAUACAGCGCUCGUCAAUAGUCUUUACACUUCAAGGAGAGAUGCACAGCAACGGGUCAAGGCACUUAGAGCACGCGAGAGCUCUGGAAUGUCCGUCGUUUAUGGGGAACCUAUACCUUUGGACGACGAUCAAAUAGUUGAUUGGUGUAUUUCCCGACUUGAGGGCUGGGGUAAGAGAAACGGGAUGGAGGUAUUCAAGGAAGAAGAAGACAAGGACGGAAGAUUGACAAUUAUGCUUGGAGGGAAGGUUCUUGUCAUCGACGUCGACCUGGCUAUCCAAAGAAUUGAACGUGGUUCUCGGAUAAACCACAUGGCUGUCUCGAAUAUCAAGACGUCACAUGCACUUCCAUCAGGCAGCUCCGGAAAUGCUCUCGCCGAAAGAUCUGCAUCAUUAGACGCCUUCAUUCUUCGUACAUGGAAUGGCUUUCUUGAGGAGGUCCAGAAGAACGAUGUCGACAGCAGCAUGCGUGCUGCUUUUAUCAGUAGAGAUAUUCAAACUCACCUGAGUUAUCUUAUGAAACUAGACUCACUUGCAAAAGAAGAAGGGGACCAGGGGAUCCGUUGGUUCAAUGAGACGGGAUUGAUGACUACUGUCACUGAUCGAAUCUCUAAAACCGAAGCCGAAUCACUCUCAGUCAUGCUACAAGCUCCAGUUGUCCAUUUAGAUGUUUUCCUUUCUCGUGCUCAUGCCUUGGCGAUACCGUAUCUUGUCGCACCAUCAAUGUCAUUUUUAGUCCAUCUAGCUCCUCUUGCCUACUACUCGCUGGUGCAGGCUGUUGAAAGGGACCACUCUAAGUCACCCUUGGCCCGGCGUGACACGGCAGAUCCGUUCUCAAAGCUUGACGUUCCCCUCUCGGUCAUCCGAGAGCAGCUGACGCAUAGACGGCUACGUCCUCCCGGUGCAAUAAUUGCAACGCUCACGCUGUCAUCGGUUUCAAGUUCGUUGCCAGAUCGCCGCCCGGAGCAGCGCCCAAACCUCGGCCGUCCUUACUUUCGCCUUCCAGGAACGUCCAUGCUAGCAGCACUGGAUCACAUAUUGAUCGCACCACCACUAACACCGACGGUGAAUACAGAGAAUGAUACUGAAUUGCAUAAUGUGUGGGUGCUUGACUUCACGGAUGGGGGACACUCUAGUGGUAUCGUGAUGACGCAUUCCCGAAUGCGCGAAAUCCAACAAGUCAUUGAUUCUGGCGGCGGGAUGAAUUUCGCUCUACAGAUGCAGUUGGCGCCUUUGCCAGGGAGUUGGAUCGGACUUCUUGUGAACCCUACUUUACCGCCGUCCGAACGAUACAUAGCAGUUUAUAAAUCACCAUCAAACGCGCAUCCACCUCUUCGGCUCCGGCUUACGGUACCAUACGAGGCGGGUUUUUUGCUUCAACGUGUGCCAGUUGCUUCUUUGAAAGAAGUUUAUGCAGUGCUUGAGAUCGUUCGGGAGCAGUGUUGGAUCAAUGAAACAUUGAAAACUGUUGAAUGGGUCGCGGAACCUUUGAUGGCUGAAGGUGAAGAUGAGCGAAGUGAUGUGGAUGAGAUGGGCGCUCCUGAGGAGGAAUUGGACGCUGUAUUGAAGGGAGCGUAUGUGCCGAAACGAGUACCAGUGAAUGUUUUUCUCCCGGUUCAUCCGCCCUCUUUCCCCUCUAGUAGCAAUUCAGAUACUGCAGAUGGGUUUGACAUGGACAAUGAACAAGCCGUCCCUGGCCUUUCGUCCGUCUCUAUGUCCGCGGGCGGAAUAACUCCUUCACCAAGCGUCGCUCUCGCGUUUGCCGUACAUGAGUCAGGAACAACAAGUUCCGAACAGAACGUGCAUCUUGCGAAUGGGCCGCGACAAGUAGCUCUCGUUAUUAGGCAUGACCGUUCUCGCCGGCGCGGCGUACGCGUCGAUAUUAAUGUCAGCAGUCCUAGCGACAUGGCUUACGGGAAUCCGAUAGGUGAACGACCUCCGGCUAGACUAAUAGAAGAACUUGAGGAAACUUCGAGACGAGGUGGUACAUUCGCUACUGCAGGAAAAGUCUGGGCCUGGCUGAACGGGGAGAAGAACGGUGGUUCAUUGUCGGCACGGACGACCGUAUGGUUCUCGGGGGUGCAUCUCUUCAAUUGCUUCGACCCUUUGACCCUCGCGCCUCCAUUGCUCACGGUAUGCCAGCUGCUAACAUCAAACCUGAGCAUCAGUGGUGGAUCCGACUCGGGUUAUGGGGUCCCACUCCGGAUGUGCAGACUGCGAGGUGCGGAGAUCGUUGCUUUAGCCGUUGUACAUGACCCGCUCUGCCGUCGGAUUGCCGACAUCAAUGACGAAUACAGAGAGAUUCAUGUUCUUAUUGAGCUCAUAACACAAGGCACUUGUGAUGCGACUAACAUGACGGCCUAA